Molecule: messenger RNA, 990 nt
Organism: Tetrahymena thermophila SB210
Lineage: Eukaryota; Ciliophora; Oligohymenophorea; Hymenostomatida; Tetrahymenidae
Product: kinase domain protein
Exons: 11
Biological process (GO): nucleocytoplasmic transport; activation of GTPase activity
Cellular component (GO): perinuclear region of cytoplasm; cytosol; nucleus
Molecular function (GO): small GTPase binding; GTPase activator activity
Source: RefSeq, a predicted model, not a curated record
AUGAUUGAUCAUUUAAACUUUUACGCAAUCGAGGAGUUAAAGAAUACAAAGUCAAAGCCUAGAGAAAGCCUACGAGUUAAGUUCAUGUAUCAAAAAGUAAAUACAUAAGGUGCAAAGUUGUUAGGUGAUUAUAUGGCAAAGAAUUGCUAAAAUCUUGAUAAAUUGCACAUUGAUUUGGGAAACAACUAGCUUGGCGUUCCAUCUAUGAAGCAUGUCUUAAAUGGUCUUAAACAAUGCAAGAAACUCAAAUAUUUUUACUUUAACACCAGUGAAAAUAGACUUGGCUCAUAAGGCCCUAAAGACCUUUCUCAGGUUUUGCAAUUAUUAAAAGAGCUGUGUGAAAUAGAACUUUUCAUGGAGAGUAAUCAAAUCAGCGAUGAAGGGAUUUAAAAUCUUUUUUAGGGAUUAAAACACAACAGCAAAAUUAAAAGACUUUCCAUUCAUCUAGGAAAUAACUCAAUUUAUAAUGGCGGAAUUCCUGGAUUUGUUGAUUGUAUCUCUAGCUUGAGAUACCUUAGCAUUGUCGAAAUAUUCCUUUCUCACAAUUUCAUCACUAACUCAGGCUUAAAAGAACUGUCCAAAAUAUUAGUUUAUUCUUCAAGUAUAAAAACCUUUAUGCUUGAAUUUAGCAACAAUGAUAUCGAUUAAGUAGGUAUUUAGUAUUUAUCUGACGCCUUAAAAACGUGCUCUACUCUAAAAAAAUUAUAUCUAAAAUUAUCAUAUAAUAAUAUCGGUAGAGAAGGAAUACAAUAUUUAGCCCAAGGAAUAUAAUAUUGCACUGAUUUAACUCACUUGUCACUAUUUUUAUAAUCUAGCUUUAUUGACUAUGAAGGUUCAACUUAGUUAAUAACUGCAGUUAAGUCAUGCAAAUAUCUUUCUUAUUUCUUUGUUUUUGCAUGGAUGUGCGAUUUUGUGAGCUGGCAAUAAGAAAAAUUAUUAAAAUCCCUAAAGAAAUAGAAAAGAUUAGUUGAGUGCUAAUUUUAGAUUUGA